AUGCGUGCACGUCACAGAUGUGAGAGGGAUGUGCGGCGCCAGCGGCUGGCGGGUGGCUACGAGGAGGAGAAUGGCGUCCGCCCGUACGCUGCCUUCCUGCACUUCACAGAAGACAUUCACUGUUCCGGAGCCAUUGUGUCAGCCACAUCCGAGCUCACUGCCGCUCACUGCUACAUCGACACCGAGAAUGUGACGAACGCAUACGUAUUCGCGGGCAACGUGUGGUUCAGAAACAAGGAGGACUUCGAGCCACCGACGCAGACCCGACGACUGAAGUUGUGCCGAAGUUACAAUGCACUGGCCGUCCGCGAGUUUGACAUCAUGAUAUGCCGCCACGAGCAACCGUGGAACUUUGACAAGUACUUCGUGUCACCUGUGCAGAUCUUCAUGUUCACUGAGAGGUUGAACCCUGCUUUCAAGCUGAGGUGCCAGGUGGCCGGCUUUGGGAGGAAGGAGACCGGCCUCGCGGUGGGCUACCUGCAUGCUUACCGGCAGGUCAUGGAGACCUGGAGGGCCUGCCGGGACUUUGCCAGCGAGCAGUUCAUGUGUACCACAGACACUAGGAACAAGACGAUGUGCAGCGGCGACGCGGGAGGGCCUGUGGUGUGCCUUGUCAACCGGCGUCUCCAGCUAUUCGGCCUGCUGUCGGCUAGCUCUGCGCCAGAAGAGGAGUGUUGUGAGACGCCGGUAGCGUGGAACUUAGUCACCUUCCUCGGAUUCUUCCGGCCCAAGAAGUGA
Messenger RNA from Schistocerca piceifrons (Central American locust), 738 nucleotides. RefSeq names its product ovochymase-2-like. Gene Ontology annotation, biological process: proteolysis. The transcript has 6 exons. Gene Ontology annotation, molecular function: serine-type endopeptidase activity. NCBI's taxonomy places the organism in Eukaryota, Metazoa, Arthropoda, Insecta, Orthoptera, Acrididae. Bases 1 to 738 code for a protein of 245 amino acids. The record is from RefSeq and is a predicted model, not a curated record.